Molecule: messenger RNA, 2359 nt
Organism: Stomoxys calcitrans (stable fly)
Lineage: Eukaryota; Metazoa; Arthropoda; Insecta; Diptera; Muscidae
Exons: 6
Coding region: 1200-1946 (248 amino acids)
Source: RefSeq, a predicted model, not a curated record
AUAACCUGUUGAAAUCCUAAAACUAGUUUGAGAGCAAAAAUGAGCGCAAGUUAAAAAAAAUGCCAUCAAAAUCUGAAGCUGAUUCAAGAAACUUUUACUACAGAACUAUGAUAUUACCAAAGACAACCACACUUUAAAGGAUAAGGAUCGGCCUUUAACUAGUGUAACGGCAAUCAUUACAAAAUUCACAUCUAACUUUAUGACCAAAUCACCGCCAUGGUGUUCAUGCAUGGUUCAUUCAUUUCCAAAGAAGUCAUAGUCAUUUAUGUGUGGCAAGUGAAGAUCAUACACAGACACAAAUACAAACAUACGCCCAUCCAUUGAUCUCCUCACUGGAAAAACACGACUUGUGCUGGGCUGAACUGAGCUGCAGAUUUGAGCAUAAAGUGAAAGAAGGAAUGUUGACAAUAAAAACGAACCCAAAAUGAAUAAAGAAGAGGAAACGCAUGAAGAAAAGAAAGGGUAAGAAGCAAUGGGAAGAGAGUCAUUCGCGGAGUAAUGUGGCUUAAGCCACGCAAGUUGCUGGCUAGUGGUAGUGGUGCUGAUUGACUGAAAUAAAUCGCCACAAAGAGGCAACAAAGCAGCAUUCAAACCUAUUCAUCGGUUGACACGAGCAGCAAGUCGCUACCGCGAGAGGCAGGGGACGGACGGUCUCUCGCAUUGGUAAAAAGCCAAAGAAGUUUCAGGUUCGUGUGGUAAGAGUUACUGCUUUUAUUGCCCAUGGAAGACGAGUGCGAAGACAAAGUGCUUAAGGAAUGGUAAGCCAGAUCUGGAUGGCCAGUCUAAGGUGAGCUCUCGAGUGAAACGGUUUAGUUUUCCCCCACCAAAAACAUCGAAUCAAUUCACAGUUAAUGAAGCAGAAAUAACGGUUUCUUGUAUUCGAACUGUUGUGGCUAAUUAUGCGUGUUUAACUGAAAGGAAUUGGUGUAGGAACUUCGGAAAGAAAAGAGAAUAAAUAAAAAAAAAAUAGUAAACUUAAAAGACUAGAAAAAAAGAUUUAAAUAAUUCCCAGAAAAAAAUAUUCAAAUGAAAUAAAAGUGAAUUUUAAAAAAAAGUUUUUUAAUCAAAGUAUUUAGCAAAAGAAAAAAAAAUAAUCAAUUUUAAAAAAGAAAACUAAUUAAAGAUAUAUUUAAAUUAAAUUCAACAUCAACACUUUUAAAACAUCGAAGAAAAAACGCCUCAAAAAAAAACAUAUCACAAUGGAAUACCGGUGCUCCAGUAGUUUAACAACCAAAAUUCUUGCGCUAUUUUGUAUUAUUGUCUUAAAUUCACAAACAACACAUGCAUCGCUAUGGCCAAGCUUUCAUAAUGAAAAUCAACCUUCAACCAGAUGUAGUGCCGCCAAAGGUUUAAAAUAUCUAUCCGGUGAUGCACUAACGGACCCAAUGGAUUGUCUGGGGCCAAACAAUGCCCCAUAUCCAAGUGCGGCCGUGGCGCGGACAUUUACCAAUUGGAACGGAAAUACACGACGUGGUCGCCAAAGCAAGUUGCCAUCAACAUUAGAUCCCGCCAUUACUACCAGUGCCCUGUUGAGGGCAUACAAUGAAGUAAACAAUGAAGACUUUGACAGUCAUCGAUUUGGACGUUCCUUGAAGCAAACUCAACAGGUUGACCAAUGCAGAAGUACGCCGGCUCGUUUAUGCAAGACACGUUACAAUACCACAGCUCCCAUGUAUGGCGUUAGCUUGACGUCAGGUCAACCGGUUACAAUUGUACAAAAAUUCCCUGAUUUAUUACAGCAGGUCGUCUUCGAAGUAUGCGAGUCUUCGGAGUGUGAUGUGGUCAGAGGCGAAUGUACACAAACUUAUGUGCCUUAUUUGUUUUUGGUCAUACCCCUCGGACCGGUUACACUGACUGGUCAGGACUAUGUUCUGGUGGAGAGUGGUUGUGUCUGUAAGCCCAAAUACUCAACAGGAGCUGCCCAGGAACCCAAUAUGAUACCGUAGUUUUAUUGAAUAGAAAAAGGAGAAACAACACUGUCGAAUAAUUUACAAAUUCUACAAUAAAUUCUAAUGGACGUUCUAAGCUUGUCUCCCCAACUGUGAGAGAGACACGCGUAGAGGUUUUUCUUGGUGCACCAGCUGACUCGAAGAUAAACAAGUUUACUUUUCGCUAGAAUUCCUCUAUUCCUCCUUCCCGAGUGAAAUUAUUUUUGUUUUAAUUUCAUAGAACGUUAAACAGAAACCAUAAAACGAUGUAUGUGUAAAUGAUAUACAUUAUUAUAUUUAAUUGUAAUGACUACAAAAUUAGUUUUAGGUAAUUAAACUUCAAAGCAAAGCAUAACGCCGGAAUCCAACACUCUAUGUUUCGUUAAAUUUGACACUUCUUUUUUAUUAUUAUUAUUUUUUUAAUGCAUGCG